GUUUUGUUUACAUCCGCUCCGUAAAAUUUGUGGCCGUGAUCCGGGUUUCUCGAAAAGGAAACCGCACCGACGGCAAGAUCUCCUGCAUUUAAGAUAUCAGAUAGCUCCCAAAGGGCGCCAACGGAUUGCACCGGAACACCAGAUUGCAAUCGGAACAGCAGCAUCGAGUUUGCCAAGUGAUUUGCUCAAUAUCGUGAUAUUACCGUUAAUCCCUCGCGUGUGGCUCAUAAUCUCCCAAGAAUUAACUGCACCCAGUGUACGCUAUGCCGGUGGAUCGUAAAAAUGGAUCCAACUAUCCCGUCAGGCGCUCGUAGCAGGCUGAGAGCAGCACACGGGUCGGCCGCCGACAACGUGUACAACCAGAACAUUUAAUUACAGUGCCAAACAGUGGCUAGUUUCCGGUUCCGUGUAAAGUGUCCAUCCCCCGUCCAAGAUGCCGUUUCGUGAUUGGAAAAUUGUACGUGUGCUGGCCGGAAUCGCCGUGCGAAUCUGGGCCGCCGGUGGAGCGGCACUGAUAGCGGCCACCCUGAUCUACAUUAUUUACGGUGGCUUUUUUGCCUUUCUGCUGCUUCUGUUUGCCGUCUCCGGCAUUCUUUACCAUGCGCAAGACAACCUGCUGUACCACCCGGAACUACCGGCCAAUUCGCGAAUAUUUAUACCGGUUCCAUCGAUGCACGGACUGCCGUAUGAAACGUUGCACAUCAAGACCCGCGAUGGCAUUUCGUUGCACGCCUUCUGGAUACGGCAUCCGGGUGAUAAGGGCCGCUAUGUACCGACGAUUGUGUACUUUCACGGGAAUGCCGGGAAUAUGGGGCACCGAUUGCAGAAUGCAAGCGGAUUCUACCACACGCUGCAGUGCAACGUGCUGAUGGUGGAGUAUCGCGGGUACGGGCUAUCGACGGGGACGGCGAACGAAAAAGGGUUCUUUGCCGAUGCACGCACCGUGCUGGAUCAUUUGUUUAGUAGACACGAUUUGGAUCACAGUCAGGUGAUCGUAUUCGGGCGAUCGCUCGGUGGUGCGGUGACCAUAGACUUGGCUGCCGAUGCCGUGUACGGAUCGAAGGUGAUGGGCGUGAUCGUGGAGAACACGUUCACCAGUAUCCCCGAUAUGGCGAUCGAGUUGAUCCAUCCGUGCGUCAAGUACUUGCCAGUGUUGCUGUACCGCAAUCAGUUUCUUUCGGUCGACAAAAUUCAGUUCGUUUCCGCACCGAUCCUGUUCGUUUCCGGCCUGGCCGACACACUAGUGCCUCCGAGGAUGAUGACGAUGCUGCACACGCGGUGCGGCAGCACGCGGAAACAGAUGCUACAAAUUGCGGGCGGUUCGCACAACGACACCUGGGCUGUGAGUGGGUACUACCAGGGAGUAGCCCAAUUCUUGAAGGAAUGCAAAGAAACCAAAGGACCACUGCAGACACCGCCGGUCAGCCAUAACGUGUGGCCACAAAUAGAGGAAGUAUGAAGGCCACAGGACAUCGUUUUGCCCGCGCUGGGAAAGAUAACCUCUCGGGCAAUCACGGUGUGUGCGUAAUGAUGUUGGUACAUUCUCGUUGGUUUCUCGACCGGCCGCUGUCCGGCUGAUGCGGCACCCAGCAGCUUGCCAAAUGAAGAAGAACGGAAGGGAAAAUUAAAAAAGUAAAUAAAUUAAAUGCCAGGUGGUGGAUCCAUGGUGUGCACCACAGCUAAAACACGACAGCCAACACUAGCAGCGUUCGCAUUAGCUGAGUUAGCCGCAUUUUAGCAGCAGCGCGCCGUUUGCAGCAGCAGCAGCAACAAUAACAAACAACCGCAACAAUAAACAGUUGAAACUUUAGCGUGGUAAAGAAUAUUAAAAUAAUAAA
Messenger RNA from Anopheles aquasalis, 1838 nucleotides. It is a transcript of the gene Bem46, whose product is annotated as abhydrolase domain containing 13-like protein Bem46. The record is from RefSeq and is a predicted model, not a curated record. Gene Ontology annotation, molecular function: palmitoyl-(protein) hydrolase activity. Lineage: Eukaryota; Metazoa; Arthropoda; Insecta; Diptera; Culicidae. Gene Ontology annotation, cellular component: membrane.